Siniperca chuatsi (mandarin fish) is the source of this 3012-nucleotide messenger RNA. RefSeq names its product transmembrane protein 164. Bases 853 to 1794 code for a protein of 313 amino acids. The record is from RefSeq and is a predicted model, not a curated record. NCBI's taxonomy places the organism in Eukaryota, Metazoa, Chordata, Actinopteri, Centrarchiformes, Sinipercidae. The transcript is spliced from 6 exons.
CGCCGUCAGAUUAUUUUAUGCCCUCAGAUUUGGCUCCCAGGCAGAGUAUACUAUGUUAGGUUAAGGUGCUCCUUUAAGUAAAAAAAAAAAUCUACUACCAAUAAAUUGCAUUUGAUCAUUCGACAAAACUCGUAUAUACCAUCUGUGAAUAUCACAGUCUGCAUCCAGCGAGUAAUUAUCGUUACCCAGGAAAAUCAGCAAGCAGCACUAGCCUCCUUUACUCAGUUCUUGUAGUUAUUUGUCCGGUUUCUUGACACACCCGAUCAUUUUCCCACUUAACAAGGGCCGCCGAACGCAGCACCUAAAUUAUGCUAUGUACCAAUGAGAUUCGUUGAUUGCCAACCGCCAAAAAUCUUUACGAAGAAGAGAUUUGUGUUUAGCCUGAGAGGCUAAGCUCGGGGAAAAGGAAUAUACCGCUUCAGUUCAGCAAGGUAGCGUUGGUAGCUAAGCUAGCUGACCAUCCGGUGUUUGCGCUGUUGCUAACACACGCUAACACACGCUAACCCAACCUCCAGCAAACUGCUUCCUACCUUGGUAUGACUAAGAGAGCCCGUAGCCAGCACGAAUGGUUGUUUCAUAUGAUGCCAAUUUGAUUGUCAACGUUAGCUAGCUUACUUUGUAAUUGUGUGAGGGACGUGAAAGAAGAGACAGCCUUGCCACUACCCACUACCACCAGCAGCUGCUACGGGUCGUCUUGACUACAGCUGCCUCCUGCUGCUAACAGCUGAAGUUCAUCCUCCGUCUGUGGAUGAGGUAGUUUGGCGAUUUGGCUUGUUAAAACACACCAAGGCGGUGGAUACAUGUCUACCUCUCAACCACGAGACCAAUUACGAAAGGGAAAUCUUGCAGUUCAUGUUUCGCCAAGAAGUCAGUGUGACGUCUUUGAUUCCAUCUUGUUCGUAUCUUUUCCAACACGAGAAGAGGAAUAUGUCCAGAUAUAAUAUAUACAGCCUGUUAGACUGGAUCUACGGCGGGGUGGAUCCGAAGUUUGAGGGCAACGGGGGCCCCGAGUGUGCCGCCUUUCUCGCGCCCCAGCAGCGCAUCAGUGAAAGUCUGGUCAUCGUCCUCAUCUCCCUAGUAGAGAUUUGCGUGGCGCUGAAGAAAAUAAACAUCUCAAAAGAGCUCAAAGUGGUUGCAAAAGACUGCACAAGGACAAAGGAGGAUAGUCUGGGCAAGAACCUGUUGCUUGUUGCCCUUUGCAUGACUUUUGGAGUGGAGGUUGGGUUCAAAUUCGCGACCAAGACUGUGAUUUAUCUGCUGAAUCCCUGCCAUGUGAUGACCAUGGUUCAGAUCUUCCUCCUGGCCUGCCCGCCAUGUAAAACAGCAAUGGUUGUGUUUAGGCUGCAGGUCCACAUGUUGAACGGUGCAUUACUGGCUUUAAUGUUCCCUGUAGUCAACACUAGACUGCUACCGUUUGAGAAGGAGAUCUACUACAUCCAGCACUUCAUGCUGUACCUGGUGCCUCUUUACCUUUUCAGGAAAGGAGGUGUGUACAAGCCUGAACCUCUGGGGGACGUGUGGUGGGCGCUGCUCUCCAAUGGCGUCCUGUUCCUCUAUCACUUCCUCUUCCUGCAGGUCCUUGGCCUGGCGACUGAGGUCAACCUGAACAACAUGCUGUGCCCGGCUGUGUCCGAUCCCUUUUACGGGCCUUGGUACCGGGUGUGGGCGACGGGCCACCAGACCCUGCUGACCCUCAUGCACGGGAAGGUCCUCACACUCCUCUCGCAACACACAGGCUCCAUCUGCAGAUACCUGCUGGACACACUCCGACUGCGCAACAAGAAAGUUGACUGAAUGUCCACGAGGAUGCACGCAGACCUAGCCUUUCAUUCUAAAUGCCUGCUCCUUUCAUGGAGAUUUUUUUUUUUUUAAAUCAACAUUUUAAUGCAUCUUUUAAGACUUACCAUCUGUUUUACUGAAACAUGUGAGCAUUUCAGGGCCAGUGAAUCAAUGUGUCAUUCUUUUAGUGUUGUAGUUGGCUUGCAUGCACAAACAUAAUAGGCAUUUUAAGGCUGAUAGUUAGCAUUGUGGAGUUUGACAAAUUUAGCUUUUUGUUGGAAUACAAUUUCCAGAAAUAUGUAAGUGAAUUUGUGGACGAUUUCUCAAGCUGCCUUUUUGUAAAUGUAAAGUUUUAAGGACAGAAAAUAGGAGUCACCCAAAUGUCACUACUGAUCUGCAGUUAUUACACUUUCAGUUCUUUAUGUGAUAGUUAUGCUAGAUCAUAUGUUAGUGGGUAAAGCUACCAUUUUAUUUGUCUCAAGUGCGUUUUGAAAAAGAUUGUGAAUGUGAGCUGUUGUAAAAGUUAUUGCUUGUUCAUAGUCUGAGUUUUGUUUGUCAUGUAUGAUGUGGUGUUGUCAUGACUGAAAAUAGAAAUGGCGUCCCUUUGUUCCCACUUUACUACACACAUGUACAGGGUAUGAACGAAUCAUUGUAAGUGGCCUCUUUUGCGUUUCUGUCUCCAGCCCGUUCAGAUCAUUCCAGUUGUGAUAAUCGGGGGACAUGAGGAUGUACUGCGUGCUGAGAUUCAAAGUGAUGAAUGAGGACUUAUGGAUCUACACUGGGAUGUUAUUACCUCUGCCAAGGAGGUUAUGUUUUAGUCUGUUAUUUUAUUGUGACCAAAUAUGUAUCUGGGCUUGAAUCAUGCAUCACGACACUUGAAUAGAAUUUGUUGCUUGAUCAUUAAGUUAAUCUUACAGGGCAUCCCGAAUUCACUCCACCAUUACAACUGUAACAAGUCACAGUCUCGGUUUUGUAUAAAAAAUCCAUCAGAUGAUCUGCAUGAAGUCACUUUGGGUCAUUUACUGACUACCUAUUCGAAAGAAGGAACUGACUAGCUAAUCGAAUUAUAGUUGGACUAUGUCUGUCAUGGUAUAUAUCAUUUCAAGUGUUAGGGGUGUGUUUUACUGUAGCAUAUACUGUACUUCACUGUAAAGAAGGGAAUAAGACAAACUUUUGUAUUUUUAUGGGUUUGAGUGUAUGUGCUGUAUCGACAAUAAAAGCGAUUUCAGUUGA